Messenger RNA from Pyricularia pennisetigena, 3765 nucleotides. RefSeq lists its product as uncharacterized. The record is from RefSeq and is a predicted model, not a curated record. Gene Ontology annotation, molecular function: protein kinase activity; ATP binding. The coding region runs from base 1 to 3765 and encodes 1254 amino acids. The transcript has 3 exons. Gene Ontology annotation, biological process: mitotic spindle assembly checkpoint signaling; meiotic sister chromatid cohesion, centromeric; protein phosphorylation. Lineage: Eukaryota; Fungi; Ascomycota; Sordariomycetes; Magnaporthales; Pyriculariaceae.
AUGGGGGACUCGGAAGACCUCAUCAACUUCGACGUCAUCGAGGGCCAGAAGGAGAACAUCCAGUCCCUCCCAGGCGGCCGCUCCGCAAAGAAACUCGCCGGCCUGUUUGCACCCUUGUCGACGGGUAAGAGCCAGCCGCCGACGCCCAACGACACAAACAACAUCCACGACUGCAUCCGCGCAGAAUACGAGGCCGAGCUCGCCAACGCCGCGGACCUGGACGACCCGCUGGAUGUCUACGACCGCUACGUCCGCUGGACGCUAGACGCAUAUCCCUCAGCUCAGGCGACGGCCCAGUCGCAGCUGCAUGUGCUUCUCGAGCGCGCCACAAAGGCCUUCAUCGGCUCACCGCAAUAUAAAAACGACCCCCGCUAUCUGAAGCUGUGGCUCUACUACAUCAAAUUCUUCUCCGACGCCCCGCGCGAGACCUUCUUGUAUGUGUCACGCCACGGCAUCGGAGAGGGGCUCGCCCUCUUCUAUGAAGAGUACGCAGCCUGGCUAGAGGGCGCAGGUCGCUGGAACCAGGCCGAGGAGGUGUACAAGCUGGGCAUCGAGCGGGACGCCCGUCCCCAACAGCGCCUGGUGCGCAAGCUGGGCGAGUUUGAGCAGCGCCGCGCGCAACAGGCAGGCGACGAGGCUGACGCUCCUUCCUCGCCGGCGUUGCCAACCAUGCGACCUGCACUCGCUGCCAAGAUGGACCCGUUUGCUUCGUCUUCGGCUCCUAGCGAUCCUCAAGCGGCACAGAGGCAAGGUGCCACAGCCAGCAGCAGUCGGUCUUCUAAGCCGGCAAAGUCCAAGCUGGCGAUUUUCUCGGAUGCCGACGCCGCACCACCGCCCGCACUUGGCUCACGUGACGCAGGACCCCAAGGAUGGGAUACUAUCGACUCGCUGGCCCACCGCAAGAAAGAGAACGUGAUGGAGCCCAAGUCCUGGGUGGGAGAGACACUCAAGACUGGGUCAAGGAAACCCAGCGGACCCAAGAUGGCUGUUUUCAGGGACACGUCGUUAUUGAUGAAAUCCCAUAUACCAAUUGAUGCCUCUCAACAUCAAGUGACCGUGGACCCUCGGGCUGGCAAAAGGCAGCGCAUAGUUUUCGACCUGCGAGUUUUGUACCCCACGCCCGACAUUCCCGGGUCUGAGUUGAGUUUUGAGGAAGUGCUGCUGGCGAGGGCUGGAUGGCUGGAUGAAAGGCCAGAGACGCCGCCCUCUGUCGAACAAAGGGUGCCUCUGAGGGAUGAGAACUACCGACCUUCCCCCGUAACCUCACAAGUUGAUCUUCUCGACGAGAACGCCCCACAAAAGCUAGUCAUCCAUCGUGACACGGCCAGACCCUCUCCUUUUGUUGAAAGAAAGGUGCCCUUGAAGGAUGAAACCCACAGAUCUUCCCCUGCAACCUCACCAGUUGACCUCUUAGACGAGAAUGCUCCGCAAAAACUAGUCAUUCAUCGCGACACAACAAUACCCCUGGAUGAAAAUGGAGCUCCGAUCAAGCCAAUAUCAAAGGAGGGGAAACCAAGGAAGAAGAAAGUAAUGGAGGUUAACGAAACACAAAUAAUCAAGGCGAAGCUGGACUCGCCAUCACGACCAAAGCUGCUCAAGAGGAAAGGCACCUCUGAGCCGACGAUGACCAUGCAUACCCGGGCUGCAACGGACGAUAUUUAUGACAUAUUCAAUGCACCGAUCAAGCCAGUUACUCAGGAGGAAGAGCAAGGCAGUGCAGAUGAGGAAGACUACGAUACCGAUGGUGACUACACCAGCGGGGCAGAGAGUGGUAACACAACGAGAGCGAUCAGUGAAGCAGGGGAUGAGGAAGAAGAAGACGAUGAUGAUGAUGAUGAUGACGCGGCUGAAGAGGAUGAGGCCAUUGACGCCGAUGACACAGCCGAUGACAAGAGCGUCAGCGAAUGGUCUGAUUUUACUGCUCGAAAACACAUACCCAACCUGGAUGACAUUGGGGCGGAGGAAGAUAAAGAUGUCACAAGGGCAUCCAACUUUACCGAGGAACCCAGCCCGGACCUACCUCCAGAAGAGGACGAAAUCCUGGAACUGCCAACGCCAGUAGACGAUGACGAUGACGAUGACGAUGACCCUCGAACCAGGACAACCUUCGUACCCAUUCCACCUGAAGACUACGUUCCAGAGCGCCGCACAUAUCGUGAUCCUGUCGAGAUGGCUAAUAACCGUCUGCCGUUCAUGACGCCCAUCACCGAGCGGACAGAGACUGACAUCAACAUGGGCUCCGGCGGUGGAAAUCGUUCUGCCUUUACAAAGACGCCUAGUAGGUGCCGGCGUACUCUCCCAGAGACCAGCGACGACGAAGACGAAGAUGGGAAUGCCGAGCCGCCCAGCAGUCCUUUGCGAGACAUUAUGGACGAUGAGCCUGCACCACCGAGGAAGGCGUUGCAACCACUUGUGCCCAAGGUUGUGGGCAGGGCGGCGCUUCAACCAAAGAGCAUAGCACCCAAAGGGCCCAUCAUUGCGGACCUACAGUGCAAUCCAGUCGAGGAAUCCGUCAGGGCCGAGAUCCUAUCCAAAGCCAGCCCGGCACUUACUUCACAGACACGAUAUUAUGACCACAGGCCUGGCAAAUACGAAAAGGGCUCCGAGAUUCGGAAAUAUACCAAGGCCCUCGCCAAGGCCAAAGCAACCGGAGACAAGACCAGCAGCCUCCCAUCACCGCCAACAAUUGAGUUCCCCGGUUGUGAAAUGAAGUAUACGGUCAAGAAGGAGCUCGGAAAGGGCGCCUUCGCCCCGGUCUUCCUGGUCGAGAACUCAGCUCCCGACGCUGCAGACACUCAGGAUGAAAACGCGAUAGAAAUGGGCAAGGGAGCGUUCGCCACUGCGCACAGCCAGCGGAGCCACUUCGAGGCGCUAAAGAUGGAAACCCCCCCGUCGGCGUGGGAAUUCCACAUGAUGCGCCUUGCCCACGACAGGCUGGGCCCGCAGCACCGCGCUGUAGCCUCGCUCUCGGCAGCGCUCGAGUUCCACCUCUACCAGGACGAGGGCUUCCUCAUGCUCCCCUUCCACCCGCACGGCACCCUCCUCGACGUGGUAAACCUCUUCCGCGCUGAGCCGUCCGGCGUCAUGGACGAGACGCUCGCCAUGUUCUUCAGCAUCGAGCUCCUCCGCACCGCCGAGGCCCUGCACUCCAAGGGCCUGCUGCACGGUGACCUCAAGGCAGACAACUGCCUCCUCCGUCUCGACGGGCCCUCGGACCCCGGCGCCGGCGCCCAGCUCAGCUCGCAGUGGCGUGCCGACGGCAGCGGCGGCUGGUCGUCGCGCGGGGUCACCCUCAUCGACUUUGGCCGGGGCAUAGACAUGCGCGCCUUCCGACCCGACGUCCAGUUUGUCGCCGAUUGGAAGACGUCGCCCCAGGACUGCGCCGAGAUGCGCGAGGGCAGGCCCUGGACCUGGCAGAUCGACUGCCACGGGCUCGCCGGCACCAUCCACUGCCUCCUGUUUGGCAAGUACAUCGAGACGGUCCGCUGCGACGCAAACAUGCCUGGCACCGGCGGCAGGCGCUACAAGGUCCGCGAGAGCCUCAAGCGCUACUGGCAGACCGACAUCUGGGCCGACUGCUUCGACCUGCUGCUCAACCCGGCCGCGCACCUCGAGGCCGAGGACGGCGCAAAGAUGCCAGUCCUCAGGGGCAUGAAGAGCGUCAGGGAGCGAAUGGAGGUCUGGCUUGAGGGCAACUGCGAGAGGGGUGUCGGCUUGAAGAGCUUAAUGGGCAAGGUUGAGGCUUGGGCAAAGGGGAGGAGGUGA